ACCUUAAAUUGAAGUGUUUUAAAAGCAUCUAUCACAAGUAAAAAUGUUCCCAAAACUGAUAACAGUUUACUUGAGUUUAAUUUUCAUAGGUCAGGCCUUGAGUGCUAGUGACAAAGUAAUAUGUUACUACGCCAGUUGGGCUGUCACCAGGCCUGGAAAUGGUAAAUUCGUACCGGAAGACAUCGAUCCCAGCUUGUGUACUCAUAUAAACUAUGCUUUCGCCGGUCUGAACACUGACGGGACACUACAAAUUUUAGAUGAAGAAAAUGACGUGAACCAAGAGGGUUUCAAACGUGUGAGUGGACUUAAAGAACAAAAUCCUAACUUGAAGGUUCUUCUAAGUGUUGGUGGAGCAGCUGCUGGUACAGAUGUGUUUAUAUCGAUCACCAUGGAUGCUCAAAAACAACAAGCUCUGGCCCAAAGCGCUAUUGAAUUUUUUGAAACCUACAACUUUGAUGGGCUAGAUGUUGACUGGGAGUACCCUAACAGCAAGGAAGGUUUCAACACUCUUCUUUCAUCUUUAAGAUCUGCUUUUCAACCAGGAGGUUACCUAUUGACUGUUGCUGUUAACUCGAUUCCUGGAGAGGUGGGAGGCUAUGAUAUCCCUACAAUGUCUAGUACUUUAGAUAUCAUAAAUGUCAUGACCUACGACUUUCACGGUAUCUUCGCUGGUUUCACGUCUGAAAAUUCUCCACUUUAUGGAGGAGUAAAUGAAAGUGACUGGAUGCAAGAAAAUCGUAAUGCUGAUGCAGCUAUUCGGUACUGGAUUGAUGGUGGUGCCGACCCACAAAAAGUUGCCAUCGGAAUAGCAUUCUAUGGGCAUUCGUUUAUUUUGCAAAAUCCUUCAAACCAUGGUCUUAAUGCUCCUACUUCAGCUCCAGCAGAUCCGGGAGAGUACACAGAUAAUCUUGGUAGCUUAGGUUAUAAUGAAAUAUGUGAGUUCCAUCCCGACGGUACAGUAGUUUUCUUAGAUGACAUGAAAGUACCAUAUUUGUAUGAUGGUAGUUUCUGGAUUGGUUACGACAAUGAAGAAUCCGUAGCUCUUAAGGUUCAAUACGCUAAAGAAAAAAAUUUGGCUGGAGUUUUCAUAUGGUCUAUUGAAACAGAUGAUAUGCACGAAUUUUGUGGACAAAAGAAUGGUUUGCUGAAGGCAAUAAACGCUGAAAUUAAAAAAUAAAAUUAACUACAUAUAAUGUAAUGAUUAAAAUAAACAGUUUAAGUUAA
Molecule: messenger RNA, 1224 nt
Organism: Zophobas morio
Lineage: Eukaryota; Metazoa; Arthropoda; Insecta; Coleoptera; Tenebrionidae
Product: chitinase-like protein 3
Exons: 6
Coding region: 44-1177 (377 amino acids)
Biological process (GO): chitin catabolic process; carbohydrate metabolic process
Cellular component (GO): extracellular region
Molecular function (GO): chitin binding; chitinase activity
Source: RefSeq, a predicted model, not a curated record